ACAAAACACAGUGUUCCUAUAAAUCAAAGAGAGAUUUGGUUGUUUGUGACUGACUCCACAUUGCAAAACGUGGUUCAUACGAUUCCAAAAGUUGUUGCUGUGUCAGUCGCUGCAUCGUGCGUUCUCAGUACGGAAAUCACAGAAGCCCUCGGUGUUGCCUCGCGACUCGUCUUCUUCAAGGACGCGCUGUGGGGGAACGGUAGGAUUAUUUGUGUUGAACGUACUGUUCUCUUAUUACAAAAGACUCUUUUGUCCUCGGCUGCCGGUGCUGACCUCAGUGAGCUGACUGGCCCUGUCAGACUCGAUGAGCUGGAUUCUACAACACAGACCAACUCCGUUUGUGCUGUAAGAGGUACCGUUGUUGGAGUUAAUGAGAGCACUGCUUUCUCCUGGCCUACAUGCGACAGAUGUGGCAAUGGAAAAUUGGAACCGUGUCCCCAGGACAGAGGAUUGCUAUAUUGCAACCGGUGCUCCGAAGUUGUCAUUUCACCAGUUUUGAAAAUGCAGCUGGAAGUCUUCUUGAGUUGUCCGUCCCGAUCUCAGAGCACAGUAAAAGUAAAGCUCUUACAAAGGACAAUCUCUUCUCUCCUGAUGUCCUCUGCCUGUGAGGAUGGGAGCUACGAGGUGCAGAGCGUGCUGGGAAAGGAGGUGGGGUUACUGAACUGCUACGUCCGCUCCGUAACCGGCCACCCCGACUGUGUCGCGCUGGAGGAGAUCGUUCUUCUGGAAGCAGCGGCGAGACGCUGA
This is a messenger RNA of Eurypyga helias (sunbittern), 747 nucleotides long. RefSeq names its product scaffolding protein involved in DNA repair (gene SPIDR). The transcript is spliced from 6 exons. Lineage: Eukaryota; Metazoa; Chordata; Aves; Eurypygiformes; Eurypygidae. Gene Ontology annotation, biological process: double-strand break repair via homologous recombination; regulation of establishment of protein localization to chromosome. Gene Ontology annotation, cellular component: nuclear chromosome; nucleoplasm. The record is from RefSeq and is a predicted model, not a curated record. The annotation marks the transcript as partial.